UAGUCUCGGUGACGAUUGUUGCGUGUGAUAGUGGGAGUGAGUGUGGAAUUCAAGUGUAUAUUCUACAGGGCAGAGGAGUAAACUCACAAACAUCUCUAUUCACAGGUACAGGUGUGCUGGGCUGAUGGAGCUGAACGUAACAGAGGCCAUGCAGAUGACUCCUCCAGGGAUGAUCCUCAUGACGGGUCUCCUGCGUGAGCCGGAGAGCACGAGGCCUCUCGUAUUCACAUUUGUAUUUGUGAUCUAUGCCCUUUCCAUUAUUGGAAACACAUUGCUGGUUCUGGCCAUCUUUCGAGAGGAAGAGCUACACAAGCCCAUGUACAUCUUCAUGUGCGGACUUUCCACGAAUGCAAUUGUCGUGAGCACCACCGCACUUCCAAGAAUUAUGUAUGAUCUUGUGUUCACCAAUAUCAUUUCCUUUCCUGCUUGUGUCAUACAAAUGACCUUCAUCCACUUGACAAGUGUUUUCGAAUGCUUUAUAUUGGCUGCAAUGGCAGCGGAUCGAUACGUGGCUAUAUGUAAACCUCUCCACUACAAUUCUAUCUUCACCUCCGUAUUCGCCAUUAAAAUAUGCUUCGUAUUCGUUGUGACUUCAUCCAUAAUGUUAUCUGGAGAAAUUGUAUUGGCAAGCCUUAUUAAGCUAUGCAACAAGCCAAGAAUUGUAUGGAUGCCAAAUUGUGAUUUUAUGUCAUUGACAAAGAUGAGCUGUGCAGAUGUAACCAUCAACAUUGUAUAUGGCUACGUUCUCACGGCUAUAUCAGCUGUAGCCUCAUUGGUGAUCAUUGUGUUUUCCUACAUCUGCAUUCUGUAUGACUGCCAGAAGUCCACCCAGCGCAGAAGUCAACAUAAAGCGAUCAGCACGUGCGUUACUCACUUCUUUGUUCUUAUCAUGUUUUAUGUGUUUGUCGUCUUCAUGGUCAUGCAUCAUCGGAUUGAACAUUCUACACUAAUUCCCAUUGCAGUCCGCUCCACGCUCAGCUCAUUCAAAUGA
Molecule: messenger RNA, 991 nt
Organism: Petromyzon marinus (sea lamprey)
Lineage: Eukaryota; Metazoa; Chordata; Hyperoartia; Petromyzontiformes; Petromyzontidae
Source: RefSeq, a predicted model, not a curated record